Aspergillus puulaauensis is the source of this 1962-nucleotide messenger RNA. RefSeq names its product putative C6 transcription factor. NCBI's taxonomy places the organism in Eukaryota, Fungi, Ascomycota, Eurotiomycetes, Eurotiales, Aspergillaceae. Gene Ontology annotation, biological process: regulation of DNA-templated transcription; DNA-templated transcription. The record is from RefSeq and is a predicted model, not a curated record. The transcript has 4 exons. Bases 1 to 1962 code for a protein of 653 amino acids. Gene Ontology annotation, molecular function: zinc ion binding; DNA-binding transcription factor activity, RNA polymerase II-specific; DNA binding.
AUGAAGCGCUCUUCGCUCGAUGCUGGCCUCGAAGCCCGUCCCCAAGACCGUCGCCACUCAGUUGUGUCUGAUGGCCGGCCAACUCCGCCGAAAAUAUCCAAAGCCCGCGCCUGUGCAGAGUGUAAACGCCACAAGAUACGAUGCGAAUUCAGAGCAGGCGAUGCAAGCUGCACGAAAUGUCUUCGCAGCGGGAUCAAGUGUGUUGUGAAUGACUUCUCGCAGAAGUUUGUUGAUGACGAUGGGGUAUGGAAAUCGCAAGCAUCAGCCACGAUCCAACAACUUCAAGAAGCCGUGUCGCAUCUUCUUCGCCAAGGAGGGCUCCCAGAGCUCUCAACCUACGGAGUUAGUGACAGCCCCAGUGGCCCGUCCCCAGCCGCGCCUGCAUAUUAUGUCGCAAAUCGCCCUUUGAUAAACGAUUCACCAUCGGAUGUGAAACCCGAUGGACCGGGGCUUGUGGUGACGCGAGAGCCCUCACAGGAGCCGGAUUUACAGGACCGAGAAUUGGUGCCAGCCCCCAUGCGGAGUCUCUAUGAGGUGACGAAGCUACGUGACCUGCGCCACAAUCAUAUUGAGCAACCGAAGUUGACGCUUCUCGAGGAAGACUUCAUUUCUCGAGGCGUUAUAUCCUUACAGGAGGCUGAGGAGCUCUUCGCAUAUUUCAGCCGGACAAUGAACCAACUACUAUGGGGUGGAAUAAUUCUCGUACACCGUGAUCUCACCUCGGUGCGACGGGCUUCGACAUUGCUGGCGGCAGCAGUUCUCACCGUGGCAGCGCUGCAUAUCCCCAACCGCACCGAGACAUUGAAUCGAUGUUAUAGCGAGUAUGUGGCGCUGGUAUCAAGCAUGUCACUGACACGAGCUCAUACUUUGGACGAUGUUCGAGCGCUAUGCGUGGGGGCAUUUUGGUUGUCUGAGUUGAGUUGGAAGUUGUCCGGCCAUGCCGUGCGUAUAGCUACAGAGUUAGGCCUUCACCAAAGCUACCAGAAGAUGAUGCGUGGACACACUGAUCAAUACGAGAGAGCCCAAUUAUGGUAUUUACUCUAUGUUUGUGACCACCAUUUCAGUAUAGCUUACGGUCGACCACCUGUCAUUCACGAGGACUUGGCGAUCAAAAACUACGAAAAUUUCCUCCAGGCACCAAUGGUUGUUCCUGGUGAUAUCCGACUGUUAGCACAGGUGGCUCUAUUUAUGAUUUUGACGGAGGCAUAUCGAACCUUCGGAAGCGAUACCGAACAAGCAUUGACGGAGGAGGACUUCGGCCAAUUACGUGUCUACAAUGUCGCCAUAGAUCAAUGGCGACUUCUAUGGCAACCGCGAUCUGCCGAUAGUCCCUAUGUUCGAACCUAUCCUUCGAAAGGAGUAGUCCUUCACUACCACUUUGCCAAGUUCCAGCUCAAUUCCCUCUCUCUACGUGCCCUAUCUCCAACCAAUACGCCAGUUUUCUCCAUGGACCGCAAGGAAUCGGCCAAUAUUGCGAUUUCGUCUGCCAUGGCCUGUCUAAACAUGGUCCUGGAGGAACAAGACAUUCGUGAUGCAAUUGUUGGAGUUCCUAUUUUCACACAUACUAUGGUUACCUUUUCUGCUGUCUUUCUUUUGAAGGUGGCUGUUAACUGGAACUCGGCAUACUUGAGCCUGGAUAGUGGUCAAGUGCGGAGUCUGGUGGAGCGAGUAAUUGAUCUGUUGAAUUGUGUCUCCGCAGGCGAGAGACACUUGACAAGACAUAUCGCUCGCGGUUUGAGCAAGAUGUUGGAGCGGUUUGACUCCUGGGAUAUGGCUAAUGGAGGAGUCGCAGGUGCAGUGGGCGAACGUCCAGGGAGCGGCGUUCCUGGUGGUGCGAAUGCAAUGGCUCAAGGGUUCCCGCCUCCAGAUCUGAUCUACGACAUGGUAGGGACGUACGGAUUUGGGUUGGAUGAGAAUUUGCUUGAUCCUAGUAUGGCCAAUUUUGAAUAUCUGGCGCAGUGA